CACACACACACACACACACACACACACACACACACUGUGAUUGGCCAACAUGGGAGACGUGAGUCACGUGAUCCGUGCGCUGGUCACUCUGAGCCUGGUCUGUGCUCUGCUGUGUCCAGUCCCGUCUGCUCUGGCCGCUGACCGGCCUCACAUCAUCCUCAUUGUCGCAGACGACCUGGGUCACAAUGACGUCAGCUUCCACGGGUCUGACCAGAUCCCGACGCCCAACAUUGACUUCCUGGCGUAUAACGGCGUGCUUCUGAACAACUACUACGUCAGUCCCAUCUGUACACCCACACGGAGCGCUCUACUUACUGGCAGACAUCCUAUACAUACUGAUCUCUGUUUUGAUGUGUUUAUGUUCUUGUCAAAUUUCUCACAGCAGCUGUUGUUGAAUGUGGCUUUUGAGGCUCUGUUGCCGCUGUUCCUGUACCUGCCGUUCCAAGCAGUGCACAGGGCAAACGCAGACGGGCCCCACCUCCAGGCGCCGGACAAGUAUGUGAAGAGGUUUGAGUAUAUCGAGAACCACGACCGCAGGAUGUACGCUGGUGAGGGAACCACUCUAUUGUUGCCAGGUGUGAAGGCCACGCUGUGGGAGGGCGGGGUGCGGGGUGUGGGUCUCCUACACAGCCCACUCCUGCACACACAGGGCUAUGUCUCCGAACAGAUGCUCCACGUCUGUGACUGGCUACCCACACUGUACGCGGCGGCCGGGGGUGACCCCUCCACUCUACACAACCUGGACGGCUUCAACGCCUGGGACAUGCUGAGUCGAAAUUCCAGCGGGGUUCGAACCGAGAUGCUUCACAACAUCGACCCUAUCGAAGACUUUGCCGGUGUGCGUGUGGGUGGCUACAAGCUGUUGAUCGGCGAUGUAGGUGUGGAUUGGGGCGGCUGGUACCCUCCUUAUCAACUAGCUGGUGAUGAGAUCACUCUCAACUACUUGAACUUCACAGACGAUCUCACGGAACGCGUCACACAAGAUAGUCGCAGACGAGAGCUGGAGCAGAAAUAUCGCGAGUAUUGGGGGCCGGAGAUUUGGGCGAGACUUGAAGAUUUGCACUCGUCUGGUGGAAAGACUGGUGCGGAUUUGGUGUUCAACCCGGAGAAAUCUUUGGGCCAGGUGUCCAGCACGAACAGGGACUGGGUCCGGGGCACGCCCGUGCGCAUCGAGUGUGGUGUGAAACCGGCAAACGCCAGCACCAACUGUGACCCCCGCAAGUCGCCAUGUUUGUUCCACAUCCCGACUGACCCGUGCGAGUACAACAACAUUGCUGAGAGCCGUCCUGAAGUGGUGACCGCCCUGUUCGCACGUAUCAAAGAGUACGUCGCCACCAUGGUGUCUCCAGGAAAGAAACCCAACGACGCCAGAUCCAAUCCGAAAUAUCACGGAGGAGCCUGGGUGCCCUGGGAGUGAGAGAUGAUGGAUGGGAGGGUUUGAUUGAUUGAGUAGGUGUUUUACGGCACUAUCGAC
This is a messenger RNA of Aplysia californica (California sea hare), 1474 nucleotides long. Its product is annotated as arylsulfatase I. The record is from RefSeq and is a predicted model, not a curated record. NCBI's taxonomy places the organism in Eukaryota, Metazoa, Mollusca, Gastropoda, Aplysiida, Aplysiidae. The transcript is spliced from 6 exons. The coding region runs from base 50 to 1417 and encodes 455 amino acids.